AUGUCGAAUUACGAAGAGGAACAUAACAUAGCUUCACAAGAGCUGCUACAACAACUGCUGGAAUCACAACUGCGAUCCCAAGAUCGUGGUCGAAAUCGAGAAACACUCACUGAUAUACUUGAUUCAUUCAUCAAUAGAUCACACAACCACAAUCGCAAUGAUAGCAAUAACAAUGGCAACUCAAGUGACUCUGCUGCUUAUGACUCUAAUUACGCAUCAAUUACAUCAGUUGAGGCACUAGCUGCUGCAUUAGAUCAACUACGCGCAAUGGACAACUCCAGUUUUGCAGAUUCUUUGCUUUCAAUCCUUGAUAAUCAAUCGUCUAAAACUAAGGGGGUCCAGCCAGAUUUUUUGGAUACUUUGGAGAGGGUGUCUGUAAAGGAUAUUAAAGAUGUCGAGGCCUCGUGUCCAAUAUGCACAAAUAGAUUCAAAGACGAUAAAUACCCCCUCAUUGUGAAAUUGCCAUGCACUGGUUCAGUGAAGCACGUUUUUGAUUUGGAAUGUAUCGGACCAUGGUUGAUGACUAAUUCCACGUGUCCAAUGUGUAGAACUGAUGUGUUGGCAGUUGCAGAGAAUAGAAGAAAACGGAUAGAAGAGGAAAUUCGAAAGGCAAAAGAGGAGGACUCUGAAGAGGAACCAGAAGAAGGGUGGGAUGUUUAUGGAUAG
Messenger RNA from Lodderomyces elongisporus, 666 nucleotides. RefSeq lists its product as uncharacterized. The transcript is spliced from 2 exons. Bases 1 to 666 code for a protein of 221 amino acids. Lineage: Eukaryota; Fungi; Ascomycota; Pichiomycetes; Serinales; Debaryomycetaceae. The record is from RefSeq and is a predicted model, not a curated record.